AUGGCGGAGAAUAAGGAUUUGGAUGCAUUGGUGACAGUGCUGAAUAGUGUGAUUUUGACCAGAGCCACGAAAGGAGGGGCAAGAAUUGUUGAUAUCAAAAAAGAUUAUAAGGAUUUGUGUGGAAGUGACAUAGAUACGCGCAAAUUUGGGUUUGAUGGGUUGGAAACACUUCUCAAGGCAUUUCGCCACAAGGAGACAGGUGGUUUGGUGAAACCACCAAAGCAGCUGAAAGCAUUGUCCAAUCGAUGGCGACAGGAAAAACUCAAGAAAGGAAGACCGCUUCGUAGACCAGCACAUGCAAUUGGACCGCGACCUGGAUUUCGUCCCACGCCCAAUCGACCGAACUUCGGUCCACCGCGAGGAUUCGUUCCUGGGAAUCAGCAACAGUCUUCCUCAAAGCCAUUUGCGCCCAGAAACGAUAUGGAGUUUCAUCAGAGCGCUUCCGAUGGUAGACUUCCUCGUUUUGACAAUGCACAACAACCCCGCAAGCUCAACAAGGAUGAACAGGCCGUGCUUUCUAAAGUAGGUGAAGGUGGUGGCAGUACGCAGGUUCGCCCUGUCUUUGGAUUCGGGUGA
Molecule: messenger RNA, 576 nt
Organism: Cooperia oncophora
Lineage: Eukaryota; Metazoa; Nematoda; Chromadorea; Rhabditida; Trichostrongylidae
Source: the annotation of a GenBank genome assembly